AUGGCAGGGAUUCAUUACAUUUUCCAACAAGACAAUGCUCCAAUUCAUUCUGCUCGCUGUGUGAAAAGAUACGAAUCGUAUUUUGACCAACAACAAAUUGCUGUUUUGGAAUGGCCAGCUCGUUCACCUGACCUGAACAUAAUAGAAAAUUGUUGGGGUCAACUUGCCAGAGCAGUUUAUGCAGGAGGUCGGCAAUUUGAGACUAAGCUAAAAAACGCAAUCAAAGUUGAAUGGGACAGAAUAGAGCUGGAUUACAUUCGUAGUCUUUAUCACAGUUUGGCGAGCCGUAUGCAGGAGGUAUUGCAAAGAAUAUCUGCGGCCGGUGGCAUGAUACAAUCUUCCUCUUCGCAACAGAUGAGAUGGACGUCCGACUAUAAGAGAAUGGGAGGAAAAAGUUAUAUUCAAGUCGAUCAGGAUAGAGAACAAUAA
This is a messenger RNA of Acanthoscelides obtectus, 429 nucleotides long. The record is from the annotation of a GenBank genome assembly. Lineage: Eukaryota; Metazoa; Arthropoda; Insecta; Coleoptera; Chrysomelidae.